Messenger RNA from Ilex paraguariensis (yerba mate), 1756 nucleotides. NCBI's taxonomy places the organism in Eukaryota, Viridiplantae, Streptophyta, Magnoliopsida, Aquifoliales, Aquifoliaceae. The record is from the annotation of a GenBank genome assembly.
AUAAAACCUGUCAGAGAUAGUGUGACAGAGGCGUUGCAGCUAUGGAAGAAGAUUGCAGGAAAAGGAGAUGGAGCUGCGGAUGACCAGGAUGGGGAAAAUUCUGAAUAUGCUGAGUUGUCAGAGAAGGACCUUCCAAAUCUUGGUGAGAGAAGAACUGAGACAUCAGCGAAGGAUUCAUCCAAUGGACUGUCCCCUUCUAGUGUUCCCAAAGCGAGGGGUACCAACAUUUCAGAUAAAGCAGCUGGGAUAUUAAAGAAGAAGGCCCCAGCAUUGACUGACAAAGAAUUGAACCCAGAGUUCUUCCAGAAUCUUGAAACAAGGGGUUCAGGUGAUUUGCCUGUAGAAGUGGUGGAAGACACUGAGGCAAAUGAUACUGAUUCAAGUGCAAGGUUAAAGGGUCCCUGCCAGCCAGACGACCAAUCUGCUAACUUUAAAUACCGGAAUAUUGAAAGGGGGACUGCUGGUGCAUUUUCUAGACAACGAGAUAUUGAUGAUAGGAGUGAAAGGCAGUUAUUACAACUGGAGAGGCAACAAGCUCAUCUAAUGAACAUGUUGCAGGAUUUCAUGGGUGGGUCUCAUGAUAGCAUGGUGACUCUAGAGAACAGAGUAUGGGGUCUCGAGAGAGUUGUUGAAGAUAUGGCACGGGAUUUGUCAAUGUCAGCCAGUAGAAGAGGUGGUCAUUUUAUGUUGGGGUUCCAGGGAUCUUCAAAUAGGUCCCUGAGCAAAUACAAUGGCUUCCCUGACUACUCUAGUGCCAAUGAGAGGCUUGUACCGUCCAACGGUAUUGUUUCAGGCAUGAGGGGUAGGGGCCCUCCAUGGAGAUCUGAGGCGCCUGAAGUUUGGGACUUGCACUCCUUUGGAAAAAAUGGCCAAAUGAGCUCUAGGAGAGCUCUAGGUGGUGGUUCCAUAGGCAGUAGGUCACCCAAAUCAGAACAUGAAAAUGAUCAGGUUGGCAGCAGGAGAGCUUGGGAUAAAGGAGCUGGACCUGUUAGAUUUGGGGAGGGCCCUUCUGCAAGAAGUGUCUGGCAAGCUUCGAAGGAUGAGGCAACCUUGGAAGCAAUUCGAGUAGCUGGUGAAGACAAUGGAACUGCUCGAAGUGCAAGAGUUCAUAUACCAGAGUUGACUGCUGAAUCAUUAAGGGAUGACAAUAUUGUGCGAGAGCGUGAUCCAGUUUGGACAUCUUGGAGUAAUGCCAUUGAUGCACUUCAUGUGGGUGAUAUUGAUUUGGCUUUUGCAGAAGUUUUGUCUGCUAGGGAUGACCUCUUGCUAGUGAAGUUAAUGGACAGAUCUGGCCCUGUAAUUGACCAACUCUCAACCGAGGUAGCAAGUGAGGUUUUGCAUGCUGUUGCACAGUUUUUACUGGAGCAAAACUUAUCUGAUAUCUGUUUAUCUUGGAUUCAACAGUUGGUAGAUGUUGCCAUGGAAAAUGGAUCCGAUGUCUUAGGCAUUCCUAUGGAAGUAAAACGGGAGCUGCUGCUAAAUUUACAUGAAGCUUCUUCAACAAUUGACCUACCUGAGGAAUGGGAAGGUGCAACGCUGGACCAACUCUUACUGCAGUUGGCGUCAGCCUGGGAAAUUGAUUUGCAGCAGCUGGGGAAGUAAUGCCUGCCUCUCGGGAUUUGUAUUCUAUGUUUAUCGUUCAUGUCUGGUGGUUAGGAUGAUACAUCUUGUAACUACACAUAUAGUGAACUAAUCGGGGAACAGUCGUCGCAAAUUGAUGAGUCCAUCAUCAAACUCUGUUUCGAAUAAGUGAUUG